Molecule: messenger RNA, 2614 nt
Organism: Rattus rattus (black rat)
Lineage: Eukaryota; Metazoa; Chordata; Mammalia; Rodentia; Muridae
Gene: Mysm1
Product: Myb like, SWIRM and MPN domains 1
Exons: 20
Coding region: 39-2474 (811 amino acids)
Biological process (GO): double-strand break repair
Cellular component (GO): BRCA1-A complex; BRISC complex
Molecular function (GO): metallopeptidase activity; polyubiquitin modification-dependent protein binding
Source: RefSeq, a predicted model, not a curated record
CGCGGGAUCUCACGAGUACGCCUGUGUCAAGUGCAGUCAUGGAAGCUGAGGAGGCGGAUGUGGAUGUGGAAGGAGAUGUGGCGGCGGCUGCACAGCCGGGAAAUGAUGGAAAUACAGCAUCAGUUUUUCAAGAUCACUAUCUUGAUUCAACAUGGAGAAGGGAGAAUGGCUGUCUUCCUUGGACUCUGGAUAGCACCAUCAGUGACGAAAACAGAGCUGUCAUUGAGAAAAUGCUGUUGGAAGAAGAGUAUUAUUUAUCUAAUAAAUCACUUCCAGGAAAAUUCUGGGUUAAUCAAAAGGAAAAUAAUAAAAAAUGCACGAACAGCCUACAGAAAACAGGAAAGAUCAUGGUACGUUCUCCUGCAAAACCAUCCAGUUAUUCAGUAAAGUGGACGAUAGAAGAGAAAAAACUGUUUGAACAAGGACUGGCUAAAUUUGGCCGAAGAUGGACCAAAAUCGCAGCACUAGUUGAAAGUCGCACAGUUUUACAAGUGAAGAGUUAUGCCAGACAGUACUUCAAAAAUAAGGUAAAGUGGGGUGCGGAGAAAGAAACACCAACUUUGAAGAGCAACAGUGAUCUUCAGGUUAAAAAUAGAGAUGAAAGGACAAAGGUGUGGGUAGCAUCAGAUCCCAACCUUAAUGCUGUAAGAAUUGAGAAGUUGUCUGAUGAUGAAGAUGUAGACAUCACCGAUGAGCUGGAUGAGUUGACUUCUCAAACAUCACAAAAGAAUUAUGGCGGCCAUCUUACUUUAGAUGUUCCUAGUAGUAAAAUGUAUAAGACCAACCAAGGAGAAUUAUGCCAAGAAGGUUCAUUAGCUAAAUCUUCAGAAGAAAAUCUUCAGAAUGUGAAGCAAAGUGAAGCAGAAGCAUGUUCAAGCUCAGAAAUUACGUCAUGGGCUGAAAAACAAAAUAAUAAUGGCAAAAACUCAGUUGAAUUACAUGAGAAAGACAGUAAACUGGUUGAGGAAUACACUAUACUAACAGAGGAAACCAAGCAUUCACCUUCUCCAGAGCCCUGUGAGGGUCAGAAGGACCCACGUGGAAAUGAACUGCUUUUGCCUCCUUGCCAAGUGGAGGAGGAAAACCAUGAAGGAGAAGAGCUUAAGCCACCGGAACAAGAAGUAGAAAUAGAUAGAAAUGUCAUUCAAGAAGAAGAAAAGCAAGCAAUUCCUGAGUUUUUUGAAGGGCGUCAAACUAAAACACCAGAACGCUAUUUGAAAAUUAGAAACUACAUUUUGGAUCAGUGGGAAAUAUGCAAACCGAAAUACUUAAAUAAGACCUCAGUACGUCCUGGCCUGAAGAACUGUGGGGAUGUUAAUUGUAUUGGACGGAUUCAUACAUACCUCGAGUUGAUAGGAGCAAUCAAUUUUGGAUGUGAGCAGGCCAUAUACAACAGGCCACAACCAGUUGAUAAAGUCCGAGUGACCGACAGAAAAGACGCAGAAGCAGCGUACCAGCUUGCCUGGCGCCUGCAGUCCAUGAGAACAAGGAGACGUAGGGUCCGAGAUCCAUGGGGAAACUGGUGUGAUGCAAAAGACUUAGAAGGGCAAACAUUUGAGCAUCUAUCUGUGGAGGAGUUGGCAAGAAGAGAAGAGGAGGAAAAGUGCAAACCUAUUAAAUUUUCAAAAGCUUCAAAACUUCCCAAAAGCUCACUUGAUCCCUUCCAACUGAUACCUUGUCAUUUUUUCAGUGAAGAAAAGCAGGAGCCAUUUCAGGUGAAAGUAGCUUCAGAAGCACUUUUAAUAAUGGAUCUGCAUGCCCACGUGUCUAUGGCAGAGGUGAUUGGGCUUUUAGGAGGAAGAUACUCAGAAGCUGAUAAGGUCCUUGAAGUCUGUGCAGCAGAACCAUGUAACAGUCUGAGUACAGGACUUCAGUGUGAGAUGGACCCUGUGUCCCAGACACAGGCCUCAGAAACCUUGGCUCUCAGAGGCUGCAGUGUUAUUGGGUGGUACCACUCUCACCCUGCAUUUGAUCCUAAUCCGUCUUUACGCGAUAUUGACACACAAGCCAAAUACCAGAGUUAUUUCUCCAGAGGAGGAGCAAAGUUCAUUGGAAUGAUUGUUAGUCCAUAUAAUCGAAGUAAUCCUUUACCAUAUUCCCAGAUUACCUGCUUGGUUAUAAGUGAAGAACUUAGCCCUGAUGGUACCUAUCGUUUACCUUACAAAUUUGAAGUACAACAGAUGUUAGAAGAACCUCAGUGGGAAUUAGUGUUUGAGAAGACAAGAUGGAUAAUCGAAAAAUACAGGCUCUCUCAUAGCAGCGUCCCCAUGGAUAAAAUCUUUCGCCGGGAUUCUGACCUAACUUGUCUGCAGAAACUGUUGGAGUGUCUAAGGAAAACACUAAGCAAAGUAGCCAAUUGUUACAUCGCUGAGGAAUUCUUGACUCAAGUUGAAAAUUUGUUCCUUUCCAAUUACAAAAGCAAGGAAGAAAAUGGACUGGCAGAAGAAAACAGUGCAAAGGAAUUGUUCAUGUAAUUAUUUUAAAGUAAGAUGUUCUAAUCUUGGCAUGCUAUUGUAAAUAAUUGAGAUUUUAAAGCAAUAUAAAUUAUGUAUUUUUUUCUGUUAAUCCAUAAAACUCUAAACUUUCCCACAUAAAUAAUGUGUGAAGGAAGAGA